GCUGCAGCUCUCGGGCACUGGCUGGGGGGUGCAGGUGAGGGGAAUGGAGGGGGCUAUUGCAGGGAGGGGUCUCGCUGUCCCUGCAACAGCACCUCUGUGCGAGCGAGGUGAAGCUCAGCCCCACGGGCAGCACGUGGGCCAGCUCGGCCCCUCGCAGCCGCUGCUGGCCGGGUUCACAGGACAGCCCUCCUCCAGGCGUGAGCCAGGAUGCAGGAGCUGCGCGGCUGCUGGCGGCACGGCACGGCCAGUACCACUUCCCGUUUGCCAGGAUGCUCCGUGGGCUCUGGAGCCCUCAUCCCCCUCCUCGCAGCCCCGUCUAUGCCAGGACACUGCCCAGGAUUGGGAAGCACCUUUGCGGGAGGUGAUGAGCAGUUGUCCCCUCCUUUCCUCCCGGCUGCAGGAGCAGUGCUUUCCCACGCGUGGGUUUGUCGGCAGCAGCGUGCGAUGCUUCGCUGUCUCUGCCCAGGCUGUAGAGGCGUUGCUGGUGAUGGCAGGGCUGGGGCAGGAUGGGGCCAUGGUGCUGUGCGUCAGCCUCGCAGUUUCUGCUGUUUGCCUGGCUGUUUGCAUCUGCAGGGUUAAGCGAAGGGGGUGCAGGAAGAUGCAUUUAUUUCCCCCAAGUGACUGGAUCUGUCCUCUCCAAGAUCUGCAGCGUAGCGUGUGGGGCGGGAGGGGAAGGACAGAUGCAGAAGCAUUGUUUACUUAAAAUUACAAACUGCUGGGGGAAGCAGAACACAGUUGUAUUUUAUGGUUCCCAGAAAAUCUCGGGCAUGUCUGAGAACAUCCCCCUGAAGCUCCUCCAGGCUACUCCCUGUUGAGUAAAACAAGGGAAAAAACAAACCCAACCCAACCCGGCCCCUUCUGUUGGCGGGUUCCUGGGAGGAUUCUGCAGCUGGAAAUCCUCCCUGCCAGACUGCGGGAGCUCUCAGUGCCUCAGCAGACAUGCACGUGAAAACCGUGCUCAUCCUGCUCGUGCUGGCUUUAGCCACGAUCUUUGCUUUAGUCUGUGUGUUGCUGACCAGAGGACGGGCCCAGCACCUGCCCCAGCACCAGCCCCCGCAGCAGGAGGACACCGAUGACGGCCAGAGCCUGGUCUUUGCCGAUCUGACACCCGAAGAGAUGGUGCAAGUGGUGCGGUACCUGCAGGGAAACCUUGGGGUGCAGCUGGUUGACGCCUCGCGUGCAAAGCCCUCCGACAACUGCAUCGCCUCCGUCGACGUGCAGGUCCCGGCCAAGGCAGAGGUGCUGCGGUUCCUGGAUGGUGGGGGGGCUCGCCCCGCGCGGGAGGCGCUGGCUGUGGUCUACUUUGGGAAUCAAGCAGACCCCAACGUCACUGAGUACGUGGUGGGUCCGCUGCCGACGCCAGUGUAUCACCGGGACGUCACGGUGCAGAAAUACGGGGGGAAGGUGCCGUACCACCGCAGACCUGUUACCGGCAAGGAGUACGUGGACAUCAACACCCUCAUCCAGCGGGAGCUGCGAAAGGCGCCGCGCUUCCUCGCCACGUGCUGCGAGUCCGAUGGGACCGACCUGGCCAUCCUCACAACAGCCCCCCGGGGCUUCAAGUCUGGUGACCGCAUGACCUGGUUUGUCCUCUUCCACAAUGUGGCCGGCAUUGGCUACUAUCUCUCGCCGGUGGGGCUGGAGGUGCUGGUGGAUCACAGGGACCUCCGUGUCUCCCGCUGGCGGCUGCGCCAUGUCUUCUACAACGGCCAGUACUUUGCCAGCACAGAGGAUCUGGAGCAUGCAUUUGUGAUGAACUUGCUGGAGGUUGUCAAGAUCAAGAAGCCCCAGGCUGAAGUGGUGCUGGGCUCGAUGAGACCCCGGCACCCACCUGGCUCCCCAGGGCCACUGCAGUACGAGCCUCAGGGUCCCCGCUACAGCGUCAGGGACAACCGUGUCACCUUCCAGGGCUGGAGCAUCACCUUUGGCAUGAACCCUAACAGUGGCCCACGCCUCUUUGACAUCAGGUACCGUGGGGAGAGGAUUGCCUAUGAGCUGAGUCUCCAGGAAGCCUUAGCCCUGUACGGCUCCAACUGCCCCGGGGGGAUGUUGACUCGCUACCUUGACGGGAGCUUCGGCAUCGGCAGGUUUGCCUACGAGCUUGUCCGGGGCCUUGACUGCCCCUACAUGGCGACCUAUGUGGACCAGCACUACCUGGCAGAGUCAGACACCCCCAAAACCAACCAAAACUCUCUCUGCAUUUUUGAGCAUGAUGCUGCCCUCCCCUUGCGGCGCCACUUCUCCGACUCGCAGUCCUUUUACUACGGUGGGCUGCGGAAAAACACGCUGGUCAUCCGUGCCAUCUCCACUCUCAUCAACUACGACUACAUCUGGGAUUUCAUGUUCCAUGGCAGCGGGGCCGUGGAGGUCCGGGUGCACGCCACCGGCUACAUCAGCUCCUCCUUCCUCAGCAGCCAAGGCACCAACUAUGGCAAUAGGGUUGGGCCCCACACGCUGGGGACCAUGCACCUCCACCACAUCCACUACAAGGUGGACCUGGAUGUCGAUGGGCAGCUGAACUAUCUGGAGACCCAGGACAUGGGGUACGAGCUCGUGAAAGACCCCUGGAGCUUGCAGAACACCAUCGAGCGGCUGUACCUCCGCAGGGAGAGGCUGGAGAGGGAGGACGAGGCGGCGUUCCCACUCAAUUCCCCCAUGCCCCGCUACCUCUCCUUUGCCAGCCCCAAGCCCAACAAGUGGGGGCAUCCGCGCAGCUACCGGAUCCAGAUCACCAGCUUCGCCGGGGAGCACCUGCCCCUCAGCAGCCCCAUGGAGAGGUCCAUCAGCUGGGGCAGGUACCAGCUGGCUGUCACCCGGCGGAAGGAAGAGGAGCCCACCAGCACCAGCAUCUACAACCAGAAUGACCCGUGGACGCCCACUGUUGCCUUUGCUGACUUCAUUGACAACGAGACCAUCACCAACGAGGACCUAGUCGCUUGGAUCUCCGUGGGGUUCCUGCACGUCCCCCAUGCUGAAGAUGUCCCCAACACGGUGACCGUGGGGAACAGCAUUGGCUUUUUCCUGAGACCCUACAACUACUUUGAUGAGGACCCCUCGGUGGACUCGCCCGACAGCGUCUACUUCAGCAGUGAGCAAGAUGCCGGAGCGUGCGGGGCCAACCCCCUCGCCUGUCUGCCCUCCACUGCUGCCUGCGCCCCCCAGCUGCCCCCAUUCUGCUAUGGGGGCUUCCUUAACCUCAGCCUGGCCCCGCCACCCGGCGGGCUCUGA
This is a messenger RNA of Egretta garzetta (little egret), 3228 nucleotides long. Its product is annotated as amine oxidase copper containing 3. NCBI's taxonomy places the organism in Eukaryota, Metazoa, Chordata, Aves, Pelecaniformes, Ardeidae. Gene Ontology annotation, cellular component: plasma membrane. The record is from RefSeq and is a predicted model, not a curated record. Gene Ontology annotation, biological process: amine metabolic process. Gene Ontology annotation, molecular function: quinone binding; copper ion binding; primary methylamine oxidase activity.